Molecule: messenger RNA, 1230 nt
Organism: Cynara cardunculus var. scolymus (artichoke)
Lineage: Eukaryota; Viridiplantae; Streptophyta; Magnoliopsida; Asterales; Asteraceae
Product: ubiquitin carboxyl-terminal hydrolase 2
Exons: 6
Coding region: 90-1082 (330 amino acids)
Biological process (GO): ubiquitin-dependent protein catabolic process; protein deubiquitination
Cellular component (GO): cytoplasm
Molecular function (GO): cysteine-type deubiquitinase activity
Source: RefSeq, a predicted model, not a curated record
ACCCACUCUUCUGCUAAUUCUCUCCCCCACAACCAUCCUCCAUAGCCGUCGCAGACCUCCAUUGAAACACAGCAGAUUGAUUUGCCAUCAUGUCUUGGUGCACCAUUGAAUCUGAUCCCGGUGUUUUUACUGAACUUAUACAACAAAUGCAAGUAAAAGGCGUGCAGGUCGAGGAAUUAUAUUCUUUGGAUAUCGAUUCGCUAAACAGUCUUAGGCCGGUUUAUGGGUUGAUAUUCCUAUUUAAAUGGCGUGCGGGUGAGAAAGACGAGCGUCUUGUAAUCAAAGAUCCAAAUCCGAAUUUGUUUUUUGCUAGCCAGGUUAUUAACAAUGCAUGUGCUACUCAAGCGAUUCUCUCCAUUCUUAUGAACUGUCCGGAAGUCGAUAUCGGGCCUGAGUUAUCAGCACUGAAAGAAUUCACCAAAAAUUUCCCUCCCGAGCUUAAAGGGCUCGCGAUUAACAACAGUGAAGCCAUCCGAACCGCCCACAAUAGUUUCGCAAGGCCCGAGCCUUUUGUUCCCGAAGAACAGAAAUCUGCUGGAAAAGAUGACGACGUCUAUCAUUUCAUAAGCUACAUACCCGUAGACGGUGUGCUUUACGAGCUUGACGGCUUGAAAGAGGGACCCAUUAGCCUGGGCCAAUGUUCAGGUGGUCAAGGUGAUCUGGACUGGCUCAAGUUGGUGCAGCCUGUGAUUCAAGAAAGAAUUGAAAGGUAUUCACAGAACGAGAUACGGUUCAACCUCAUGGCCAUAAUCAAGAACCGGAAAGAGAUGUAUACGGCUGAGCUCAAAGAACUGCAGCGGAGGAGAGAGCGGCUGCUGCAGCAGCUGUCGACGGUGCAGACGGAUGGCGGCAACGUGGAGGCRCUGAACAAGUCGCUUUUGGAAGUGAAUGCUUGGAUCGAGGGGGCGACUGAGAAGAUUCUGGUGGAGGAAGAGAAGUUCAAGAAGUGGAGAACGGAAAAUAUCCGAAGGAAACACAAUUACAUACCGUUUUUGUUCAAUUUCUUGAAGAUUCUGGCGGAGAAGAAGCAGUUGAGACCGCUGAUCGAAAAGGCGAAGCAGAAAACGAGCAACCCGAGGUAAGUUUCGAGGUUUUCGGUUUUUGAUAUGAAUUAUGUUCAUGAUGUUGGUAUUUUGAAAAGGAUGUUGUAAUUUAGGCAAAACUUGUGUUUGGAUUGUCAUACGGAGGUUGAUAAUGUUGAAUUAUAUGCUAGUAACUUUUUGAUGAUUU